AUAACGACGAUUGAAAAUGGCGCUUUAACAACAUAAAUAAUCUUUUUCAAUUAAUUUCUAAAGAUUUCAUUUUCUCUAAAUUAGUUUACGAAUUAGUUAAUAAAUGAAAAUUGAUUAAAUUGUCUCUUUUAAAACGGAUUAUUGAUGGUAAAACGUUCUUAAUCAAAGCAUGGCAACUGAAACUAUUCAAUUAAAUUCGUCAACAAAUCCAACAAGUAUGAUGAAAACAUUUGAUGGGCAGACGAAUAAAAAUGUUCCAGUCGUUAAUCAUACAUUUACGGAUGAAGAGCUUGGACUACUUAAAGGUACCAAGCUGGAGCCUUUAAAUUUAAGUAAAGUUGUAAAGCUGUUAAAGGAUCCACACUCUGCAAUGUUAUAUGAUCGUCAUCUGCAUAUCCUUCGGAAAAUAUUAAGACAUUAUAAGAAUGGCUUCCUAAUGAAAGAUUUAGUUCAAGUAUUUAAGAUAUUGAAUUUGUGUGCAGAUAGGGUUGAUACACAGCCGUUCUACGUUGAACCAAUGGUAGAACUAAUUGCACUGUGCGAUCGCCCCUUUCUAAACGAGCGAGCCUCAGAUGAAUUGACAUUCGAACAGAUUUCCAUUGAAAGUAUUUCUCAGUUAGCCUACCUAAUGAGAGUUCCGAGUAAAGAAGUUCGAGAGCAAAUAUGCAAAACAUUACAGAAUUUUUACACCCAGGAGGAAACAAGAAAGCAAGAAGUUCAAGGUCAUAAAGCGAAUCGAUUAGAAUUUAAUAAGAAAGUAAUAGAAGAAAGUGAUGUUGCAGAAACUCUCAUAAAGUCUCUUACAUUGCUUGAAAAUGACUUAGAAACGAGAAUUACUGUACUCAAAGUUUUACAGAAAGUUUCAAAGACAUCUGCGAAAAACUGUAAUAAAAUGCUGAAUGCCAACGCCGCCUAUAAUCUAACUUCACGUCUAAUGGAUUUUAACGAUCACGAGGGGCAAAUUUUAUUUAGAUCAACUGAAAUUAUAUGGAAUCUUUUGGAGAAUGGGGACACAUCAAUUGUUGCCAACCAGUUAAAUAAUUUCGAAUGCAUCGGUCAACUACGAGAUGGCUUUUUAACGCAACUCAAUCACGGCUACUCUCAUUACGAUCGUCAAUUAAGGAAUGAUUUAUUAGUUGUUUGCUCACUAAUUGCUGAGCAUUGUCCAAAUGCCCCAUUCAUAGAGACAGGUUUUUGUAAACAGCUUACUUUAUUGGGUACUUUUCAAGAAGUUAAAAGCUACAACGCUCUAGUUAAACAUCUAAAAUUAGGAACAAAUCACGAAGACUUCGAAUUAAAGAAGAUCAUCUUAAAUUUGCUUGUUCUAAUUAGCAGAGACAGUUCUGUCCUUCCCAUAUAUACGGAUACUCGACUCUUGUUAUCACUCUUUCACUAUGUUCGUCCUAGUGAAAAGGAAACCUUACCAAGGGAAUGGACACCAGCUCAAUUAGAAGAAAUUCAAUUACAUGCGAUGUCCUGUUUGGUGACACUAUCACCUCUUUUGCUAGAUGAUUUUAUGCUUUGCCAAGGUUCUACCAGAUUGCUCUUACUCUUAGAGUGGUGCGUUGGCCCUGAAAAUUAUAAUGGCGCUGGAAAUAGUUUACACGGAGUAGGUGGGCGUGGUUCUAAGAAAUCUCAAAUGAGAUAUUGCCUUAGAAUAAUGAGAGCGAUGACAGCAACAAAUAGUGACAAAAUUCUCCAGGACUUUGUUGACCAAGGGGCUAUAGGUCAAAUCCUAGGCGUCCUGGAUAAGUUUUGGCUAUACGGUUGGAUAAAAGAGGAAAUAGACGUUUGUAUGCAAACAGACAUGCUCAGUAUUUUAUCAGUGCUCUGUGAAGGAGAAGUUCACCGACAGGAAAUAGUCGGACAGGAAGGAGUAAAGUCCCUAGUUCCAUAUUUAACAGUCGAUUUAGGAACUUUACAAUCUGGUUUAGGACAUCAUCAGCUGCUUGUCUCUGCUGUAGAUUGUAUUUGGGCAGCUGUUGUAGGAUGUCAAAUUACUGAAGAUGCCUUCUUAGAACUUGAAGGAGCCUACCACCUCCUUGAUUUACUGGAAAAUGCUCCUUCGGGAUUCAGGAAUAUGAUAUUAGGCUGCUUGUUAGAUUUAGCUGACAAUCCCAAGACGUCAGUCCACAUAAAUUCUUGGAGAGGAAAUAGAGACGAUACGGCAGCUCAUUUAUUUUGUGAACUUUGGAGACAAGAAGAGGCUCAGAUGGGAGUUUCCCGAGAUGAUAAAGCUGGCGUCUCUGAUUUCCAAAAGCCAUUGAUGGGAUCUCUACAGGCUGAAAGAGGGACAAUACCAGCCCCCGCCAUCUGCCCAUCUCCUGCAAUAGUAGAUAUAUCUGAGAAUAUACGAGCUAAAAUUUAUGCCCUCUUCUGUAAAAUGGGAUUUGGAGAGUUAGCCGGACUUACAACCGAGGAUCAUAUAACUUUAACGAUUAUAGAGCAUUACUUAGACUUUAAAUUAGGAGAGGUUUGGGGUGAAAUUGUACAGGAGCUUAAGGCAGAAGAUCUUAGACCAGUAACACCUGACAGGGAGGCCAUUGAAGCAAUCUGCAGAAUCUGCGAUGACAGGGUUCAACAUGUCAGAGCAGUACAAAAUCAACUUGUUGAGGCUGAGAAGCAGCAAGAUAGCAUGGAUGAACAAGAAUACUUUAAUGAAAUAAGAGAUAAUCAACGUCAAAAGGAAAAAGCUCUCAAAGAUUUCGAAGAAUAUAUCACGAGAACUUCUAACUAUUCGUAUUUAAGAGAAGCCAAAUGGAAGCAAGAAUCAUCGAUUGAUGCAUCAAGAAUCCAAUUGAAGCCCAAAGCAGGUGAAACACAACAUCCGACGAAUAUCAAAAAUAUAGGAUGUACUACUUUUGGGGGUAAGAAUGUACAAGUUCACAGUACACCUCAAGAUAUAACUGGCGGUCCACUAGCACGAUACGAUCCCUUAGAGGGAACGCUCUACCCAAGAAGGACAUCUUUCACUCCCAUAUCAGAAUUGGCAUAA
Molecule: messenger RNA, 2995 nt
Organism: Dimorphilus gyrociliatus
Lineage: Eukaryota; Metazoa; Annelida; Polychaeta; Dinophilidae
Source: the annotation of a GenBank genome assembly